Trypanosoma theileri is the source of this 666-nucleotide messenger RNA. RefSeq names its product putative receptor-type adenylate cyclase. Lineage: Eukaryota; Euglenozoa; Kinetoplastea; Trypanosomatida; Trypanosomatidae. The record is from RefSeq and is a predicted model, not a curated record. The transcript has a single exon. The annotation marks the transcript as partial.
GUGAGAAGUGUUUUUUCGAUCACCGCCACCACCAAAAAGAGUGCUGAAGAGUCUGUUUUCGAUGCAGAAUGGGAGAGGUUUGCGGACACACGCCCACAAGCUGUGAUUGUGUUUGGUGCACCUAUUAAAGAUACUGAGAAGUUUAUCAUGAGGAUGCUGACAGACAAGCGUACUGCUAAUGCGUAUCUGCUGGGUCCCUUUGCUGUGCAGGGGCUCAUGCACCGUGUGUGGCGCCAGGCAAUAACCACCGGUAUUGAUGUUAAGAUAGACCACUUGAUCACGACGGGUACAAAUCCACUUGCAAAGGACACACAGUACGNACUGGCACUUGUUCGGUAUGCUCUGGGUGAGAUGCGUGUGCGGCAAUUGGGGCUCAUGUUCGUGAAAAACGUUUCGGAUGAGGACUCUCUAUACGACCUUCUCAUGCAGGUUACUUCCCGGAUGGGAUAUCCCGUGAGAAGUGUUUUUUCGAUCACCGCCAGCAGCGAAAAGAGUGUUGAAGAGUCUGUUUUCGAUGCAGAAUGGGAGAGGUUUGCGGACACCCGCCCACAAGCUGUGAUUGUGUUUGGUGCACCUAUUAAAGAUACUGAGAGGAUUAUCAUGAGGAUGCUGACAGACAAGCGUACUGCUAAUGCGUAUCUGUUGGGUCCCUUUGCUNGGUGGUGA